UGUGAUUGACCAUCUAGUCCCCCACCGAUGUUAGAUGCAUAGCAUCCAAAGCGCUCAUCUUGUUGGGGUGUUUAAAAGAUGCCCACAUUAGAAAGUCAACUAAUUCGACUCAAAAUCGGCAGAAAACUCAAGAUCAGCCAUCAGGAACUUGGGGGAAGUAGAGCGAGCAAGUAUUGGGUGCGCCCGGGUGCCGGAGCUAUCUGUGCACCACAAGCUCCGGAUAGUGCAAGUCCCAUGUGAACCCAGUUGAAUCAAGGGCCGAGGUAAUCGGCCAUGGGUGCACCAUAAAAAUUUGCAGAGCAUGGGGCAGAAAGAUUGCCAAGUGGGACGAGAACUAGAAGCACCUUGAAAGGCUACUGCGUUGAAGUUUUGCCUUAUGGGCAUGUUGACCUUGACUCGUUCAUUAGAUAACACGCUAAGGACAGCCUGUCCAAUAAGGGAGUGGCCCUUGAACUUGACAUUUGAGGACAAAUUGAAUUGAUCACAGCAAGCAGAUAAGAUAGAACGAGAAGGGGGAAUGAGAAGAAUCCAAAGUUGAUUAAUUAAUGUGGAAGGAACAGCACAGAGCAAUAUGAGCUCACCUUGCAUCAGGGAGGCCUCAGAAGCCUGCUUUCAUGGUUGCUCUCCCUUUGCCGGCCUUCCAGGAGCACCGGCCGAGAAAUCCGUGACUGGAGCCGCCGCAUUCCGGCACGACUUCCUUAUUGCCACCUCCUCCUCUCUCCACCCAAACUCGCAAUUCACUAACCACGAGUCCCUCCCUUCAUUGCACGAAUCGUUUUCCUUGUUCACAAAUGCAUUUCCCCAAUACGAGCAGACGGAAAAGGCGGAUGAGUUCCGAGCCAAUGAAUAUCAUCAUCUCUCUGCGGCUAACCAUGUUUGCCUCGACUACACAGGUCAUGGCCUCUUCUCGUAUUUGCAGAAGAUCGACCAUCUUCCUGCGACUUCAAUAGCCUCUUCAUCCUCUCAUCCUCCGCCAUCGCAUUCAUCCUCGCUGGAAUCGCCCUUCCUCGAGAUUUCGUACAAGUCAGUGAACUUGGGCUCACAGAUACUUCAUGGCGUCCAAGAGUCUGAAAUCGAAUCCAGAAUCAGGGAAAGAAUCAUGGCCUUCAUGAACGUUUCAGAAACUGAUUAUGCCAUGUUUUUCACCGCUAACCAGUCAUCUGCUUUUAAGCUUCUUGCAGAGUCAUAUUCCUUCCAUUCUAAUGCCGAUCUCCUGACAGUGUAUGACCAUGAAAAUGAGGCAGUAGAAUUGAUGCUAGAGAGUGCGAGGAAGAGGGGGGCACACACCAGAUCGGCCGAAUUCUUGUAUCCGAGAAUGAGAAUCCGGUCAGAAAAAUUAAGGAAGAUGAUAAUUGGUAGUAAGAGGAACCGGAGAAGAAGAGGGCUGUUCGUUUUCCCGCUUCAAUCAAGGAUCACUGGGGCUCCAUAUUCAUACUCAUGGAUGAGAAUGGCACAGGAAGAAGGUUGGCGUGUUCUGCUCGAUGCAUCUGCAUUGAGACCUAAGGACAUGGACACUUUAGGUCUCUCUCUCUUCAAGCCCGACUUCCUCAUUUGCUCGUUCUACAAGGUUUUCGGGGACAAUCCGUCUGGUUUCGCUUGUUUGUUUGUCAAGAAAUCGAGUGCUUCAAUCCUACAGGAUUCAGAUGCAACUAGAAGUAUAGGGAUUGUGAGUCUAACCCCUGCCACGACAUCUUUUUGUCAUUUUCAGGAAUCUGCCCAAGAAGGCAUCAGUCAGAGAUCAAGUUCGGGAUUAUUUCAGUUGCAAAAAAAUGACAUUAUAUCCGGAAUGGCGCCUAAAGAAAUGUAUUACGGAUCGCCUGAGUUGCAUUCAUCUGUGGUGGACAAUGUAACACCAGAGGCAGUGUCAUCUUCUGAGAUUGAAGAAGUAGAGACACCCUUUAAUUCUGCCAGAUCGAGAAUUACUGAGACCAGCUUUGAUGGGAGCUUGGAGAUUGAGUUUCGAGGCCUUGAUCAUGCAGAUAGAUUGGGCAUAGUAAGUAUAAAUUGCAGAGCAAGGUGCCUGAUCAACUGGCUUGUGAAUGCGUUGCUGAGCCUGAAACAUCCGGAUUCAGCCACUGUACUACUUCCCCUGGUCAUGAUCUACGGGCCAAAGGUCAAAUUCGAAAGAGGACCAACGGUUGCGUUCAAUGUGUUCGACUGGAAAGGGGAGAAGAUCGAUCCCGUGCUCGUGCAAAAACUUGCCGAUAGAAACAAUAUUUCCCUCACCUGUGGAUUUCUGCAACACAUAUGGUUCUCGGACAAGUAUAAAGAGUGGGAGAGGACGUUGGAGACCAGAACAAGUGUGGCGAAAGGGACGGAAUCGAGAAGGAAGAGGGACGACCGCCGCGGUCUAUCGGUUGUCACGGUUUCACUUGGUUUCUUGACCAAUUUCGAGGAUGUGUAUAGGCUGUGGGCAUUCAUUUCGAGGUUCCUGGACGCGGAUUUUGUCGAGAAAGAGAGGUGGAGAUACACGGCCCUGAACCAAGAGACGGUCGAAGUCCACUGGCAAUGUAAGAACCGACCAACGAAUUCACCAUUGGAUGCUUGACAUGUAAAAUGGACAUGGUUGUAUUAUCAUCUCCAGUCGCACAUUGUCGAUCAUCUAAUUCUGAGCGUGAAAA
Molecule: messenger RNA, 2621 nt
Organism: Rhodamnia argentea
Lineage: Eukaryota; Viridiplantae; Streptophyta; Magnoliopsida; Myrtales; Myrtaceae
Product: molybdenum cofactor sulfurase-like
Exons: 2
Coding region: 572-2548 (658 amino acids)
Source: RefSeq, a predicted model, not a curated record